Nelumbo nucifera (sacred lotus) is the source of this 1483-nucleotide messenger RNA. The record is from RefSeq and is a predicted model, not a curated record. NCBI's taxonomy places the organism in Eukaryota, Viridiplantae, Streptophyta, Magnoliopsida, Proteales, Nelumbonaceae.
AGCAAUUAAUAACUUGAGCUGUGAAAGAUCAAAGUGAGAGAGAUGGUGAAGGUGACUUUGAAGAGUACAUACACAGUCAAGCCAAUAGAGUCGACGCCAAUCCAUCGCCUUGAUCUAUCAGAGAUAGACCAGGCUAAGGCCUGGACUCAUUCUCCAACCGUCUACUUCUACAGACCCAACGGCCAGCCCAACUUCUUCUCGGCAGAAACUGUGAAGACUGCAUUGAGCCAAGCUUUGGUGCAGUUCUAUCCACUGGCUGGACGUAUUGAGAAGGAUAAGGAAGGUCGUCUCGAGCUCAACUGCAACGAGAAAGGUGCACUGUUCGUGGAAGCCAAGUCUGAUUCAGACAUAGAUGACUUGGGUGACUUUGCGCCAACUUCAGAGCUAAGGGGAUUAGUUCCUUACGUCGACUACAACGAGACCCACAUAAGCGAAUGGCCAUUAGUGCUGGUUCAAAUCACUUCAUUUCGAUGUGGUGGCAUUUGCUUAGGCUUGGGAAUAUCGCACAUAGUAGCUGAUGGAGCCGCGGCGAUGUUAUUCGUCACUUCAUGGGCACAGAUAGCUCGAACUGGGAGCAACGUUAUAGGCCCAAAAUUGAUGCCAUUUAUUGAUAGAACUGUUUUACGGGCUAGAGUUCGAAAAGAUGCAGCAGAGAAGACAACCAAGUUUGAUCAUAUAGAGUACAAGCGGCCACCGGUGCUGGUGAGUCAAGUGGACGAGACGGAGGAGCUGAAGAAGGAAACUACUGUGGCUGUGCUGAAGCUAAGCCAAUACCAAGUUGAAUCCUUGAAGCGACGGGCCAACGAAGGAACCAUGGACGAGCGUGAAUACACUCGCUAUGAGACCUUGGCCGGGCACAUGUGGAAAUGUGCAUCGGAAGCGCGUGGGUUGGUGGACGAGCAGGAAACCAAAGUGCACGUCUCCGUUGACUGUCGCCGCCGCUUACGGCCAGCUUUGCCUGCAAAUUACUUUGGAAACGCAACGUUUCCGACAACUCCGGUGGCGAAAGCGGGUGAUCUAAUAUCAAAGCCGCUCAGUUACGCUGCAAGCAAGAUUAGAGAAGGUGUGAGGAGGAUGACGGAUGAGUACGUCCGGUCGGCGGUUGAUUUUCUGGGAAGUCAGCGUGAUUGGAGUCAAUUCAGGACAUCGUUUCAUUCGAUAGACGAUAAGGCCAAGCUGGGAGCAUACUACGGGUGCCCCAAUCUAGCCAUCACGAGCUGGAUAGGGCUGCCACUAUACACAGCGGACUUCGGGUGGGGCCAGCCAUUCCAUAUGGGUCCGACUUCCCUAGGAGCGGACGGCAAGGCGUACGUGAUCUCGACGGAGGAUGAUGGCAUCAUCGUGUAUCUGCGAUUGCAAACGGAGCACAUGGAGAAAUUCAAGGAAUUGUUCUAUGAGGAUCUUUAAUUAUAUUGUCUAUUGUUUAUUUUGUCGUAGAAGACGAUGAUGAAAAUAAGUAGCGGUGAAUAUGUUUUUCUGUUUU